Messenger RNA from Neoarthrinium moseri, 1206 nucleotides. RefSeq lists its product as uncharacterized. The coding region runs from base 1 to 1206 and encodes 401 amino acids. The record is from RefSeq and is a predicted model, not a curated record. The transcript is spliced from 3 exons. Gene Ontology annotation, molecular function: phosphatase activity. NCBI's taxonomy places the organism in Eukaryota, Fungi, Ascomycota, Sordariomycetes, Amphisphaeriales, Apiosporaceae.
AUGGACGUUGCGGCUGAGUGGCUUUGUGUGGUGUACGCCACUGAACAGCGCGACUUACAGCUGAUGAUCUCCGUGACUUGGGGCCCCGUUCCAGGUUCCAGGUCGAGUCGAGUUGAGUUGUUGGUUGGAGGCCGGAGGGGCUCUGCUAGAGUCAUUCCGGUCUCCAGGCCGGCCUUGCUGCGAAGUAGUCGUUCUUCUUCUCGCAACUAUUUCUGCUCCAAGGAAGCCAGCUUCCGUCCACCUGCAGAGCUUCCAACCACCAUGGCCCCUCGCACAGACUUCCCGCCCGUGAGGGCCUGCCUCUUCGACAUGGACGGCCUGCUGCUGGACACCGAAGACAUCUACACCCUCUGCAUCAACCUCCUCCUCGAGAAGUACGACCGCCCCAACCUGCCCUGGUCCAUCAAGGCCCAGCUCCAGGGCCGCCCCUUUCCCCAGGCCAACGCCAUCUUCCACGAGUGGGCCCAGCUGCCCGUCCCCCAGGACGACUACAACAAGCAGAUCCAGGACCUGCAGUCGCAGCACUUUCCGACCACCAAGCCCCUGCCCGGCGUCGAGAAGCUGCUGUCCGACCUCGGCCGCACGCGCUGGUGGGACCUGUCCGCCAGCGACGGCAAGACCCCCGGCGACCGGACCGCGAGGCCGCACCGCGUCCACAUCGCCCUGGCCACCAGCAGCCACAGCAAGAACUUCCAGAUCAAGACGGCCCACCUGACCGAGCUGUUCUCCGUCUUCGAGACCCCGCGCCGCGUGCUCGGCGACGACCAGCGCGUCGCCCCCGGCCGCGGCAAGCCCCUGCCCGAUAUCUAUCUGCUGGCCCUGCAGACCAUCAACGACAGCCUGCCCGCCGGCGAGAAGCCCAUCACGCCCGAGGAGUGCCUCGUCUUCGAGGACAGCGUCCCCGGCGUCGAGGCCGGCCGCCGCGCCGGCAUGCGCGUCGUGUGGUGCCCCCACCCCAUGCUGAAGCAGGAGUACGCUGGGCGCGAGGCCGAGAUCCUCGCCGGGCGCAUGGGCGCCGCUGGGGAGGCCGUCGAUGUGCACCAGCUCGGCGAGAUUGGCGACGGCUGGGCCGACUACUACCAGGACCUGCAAAACUUCCCGUACGAGAAGUACGGCAUGGCGAUCCCCCCUGCCGAGACGGAGCUGGAGCCCGCUAUGCAGGAGGAUUUGAGCCAGAGGAUUGUUGCUGAAUCCGCUGAGCAAUAG